AUGGGAAAACGUUCAAAUCCAGGAUCUCGUAUUCAAAUGUCUGGUACCAACGGACUGUCUGAACAUAUGCUAAAGACCUUUCUGCAUUUCCUUCCACGCAAACUAAAGGUUGAAAUACAUCCUCCAAAGAAGCCAAAGAUUGCCAUUCCUGAUACCGUACUUGAUGGAUCACUGCUCUCGCCCACGCUCUCCGAGGAAUCAUUUGAAAAGGAGUUAAAACGCGCGCGAAAAGAGUUUCAGCAAUUUACCAACGACUUGGAUAAAAUCUCUAAAAGAGUGGAGAAGCUUGCAGAAACUGCGCCAGAAUGGUUUGCAGAUAUUGAAGAAAUAAAAAUAAAGCAAGAUAACGUUGAAGAGUGCAUAACUGCUACACAAGAGAAAAUAUUCGAGAGCGAGCAGCGCUUAGAACAGCUCAAAACAGUACGAGAAGAAUUCAACGAGGAUAUAAACAAGGAUUUGAAGAAAAUUCAAGAACAACUUGUAGAACUAUUGGAAAGACAUCGUGAAGCUCGCUCAACCGCAUCCAUGAUUGCCCAAAAUCAGUCAAUGACUACAGAGGAGCUCGAUCUCAUGCUGGAAGCUAUACGUGAUUAUGCCCGAUUAAUAGAGGAUGCAAGUAGUACUAUCAAGCAUUUUGACGACGUAGGCUCGCCCUUACAGUAUGAAUCACUGGACCUCUCUCCCUUUCGGACUUAUCAGGGCAAUAUCUCGUAUUUUGACGACCACGUCUAUUACGCUACUCCAACAAAUGGCAGUUAUCCGAGCUCCCCUAUAAGAGCUCCCUCACCUAUAUCACCGCUUAUGCUGCCUACACUUUCAACUCCUCCAAUGUCUGACGACGAGUCUUCCGAUUUAUCGUAUCCUUCGACUCCAAUUGAUAUAUCUCAGCAACCAAUAUAUCCGUCUCCAUACUGUCUACUUCGACAUCAGCAAUUACUACUUCUUGGAAUGCGUCGUGCUGCCGUUGGAUUAAAAUUUCUGCUGUAUGCUAAACGAUUAAACGAUCUAGAAAAGAAACAUCCCAGCAUUGACUAUGAUUCGGAUUGGUAUUUGGGCAUAGGAGAUAACGAGUUGGAAAGCUACGACAAUAAAAAGGACAUUGAUGCUUGCUCUAGUCAGAGCGAAAGUGAAAAUAAGGCUUACGAUAGGAUAAGAAAGAAGUCACUUGUUUUGCAUUCGUAUGACCUCUUGCGUUUCGAUAAGCGGACUAUUGUAAAAUAA
This is a messenger RNA of Paraglomus brasilianum, 1221 nucleotides long. NCBI's taxonomy places the organism in Eukaryota, Fungi, Glomeromycota, Glomeromycetes, Paraglomerales, Paraglomeraceae. The record is from the annotation of a GenBank genome assembly.